CCCCACUUUGAAUGCGUCUUUAAGUCGAGCACUUAUUAAAUGCAUAUAUACACAAACGCUGCCUUGAAGUCUUUCGACACAAAUCACCUCUGAUCACUGACGUCCGACACCAAAGCAGCAGCCCUCCAGGACGCAGCUGCAGCCGUAUCAGCCUGUGUCAGGGCUUUCCACUGUAGUGCUGCAUUCUGAUGUAGCCCAGCGGAUACACAAACGACACGCUCAGACCUCGCGUUCAGUCGCUGUUUUUAAUGUCUACGAAGCAUCAUGACACUUGCUAAGCAGUGGCUGACCGGAUUCGCGCUCCUGUGCAUUUAUGUUGCAGCUGAAUCGAAAAAGAAUUUCAAAUGCCCUUCAGGAUGCUCCUGCACAAAGGAGACCAUCAUCUGCGUCGGCACUUCACAGAUCCCCCACACUAUACCGAAAGAGAUCAACUCCCUGAGCAUGGUUAAUGGAUCAAUUGCGGAAAUUACAGAGGGGAUGUUUUCACUUAUGCCUUCUCUUCAGCUGCUGCUUCUUAAUGCAAAUUCUUUGACUGCAAUCAAAGAUGAUGCUUUCUCUGGUCUGCCUCAUCUAGAAUAUUUGUUCAUUGAAGGGAACAAGAUAGAAACCAUCACCAAAAAUGCCUUUCGUGGUCUACGAGGGUUGACUUAUCUCUCCCUUGCAAAUAACAAGAUAAGGUUUCUGCCGAGGGAUCUCUUUUUUGACUUGGAUUCCUUGCUGGAAAUAGAUCUGCGAGGCAACUCUUUCCAGUGUGGCUGUGAGAACAAGUGGCUGAUGACAUGGCUGAAAAACACGAAUGCCACAGCAUCAGAUGUCUUCUGCGCAGGCCCCAGUGACAUGAAGAGCAAGCGGCUCAAUGACCUUCCUAUUCCACCGGGCGAAUGUAUUUCCACAGACUUUGUGCGUCAUCAGUCCAUCCCCAUUCAGUCAAUAUCAGCGGACAUCUUCUCCUUCAAAGACGACAUCUUUGUAGCGAUGGCCGCCCCAAACUCCAACAGCUGCAUAGUCAUGGAGUGGGAUCACAUUGAACUGAACUUCAGAAAAUUUGAUAAUAUAACAGGGAAGUCUGUUGUUGGAUGCAAGUCGGUUCUAAUUGAAGACCAUGUCCUAAUAAUAGUCACCCAGCUCUUUGGGGGUUCCCACAUUUACAAGUUUGAUGGUCAACAAAACAAAUUCAUCAACUUUCAAACUAUUGAGGUGUUCAACAUCUCGAAGCCAAAUGAUAUUGAAGUCUUUCAGAUGGAAGGUCACUGGUACUUUGUGAUUGUGGACAGCUCCAAGGCAGGCAUGUCUACUCUCUACAAGUGGACUGACCAACCAGAACGCAAUGAAACUGGUUUCUACUCCUACCAGUUUCUCCAUGAAUGGUUUCGUGAUACAGAUGCUGAGUAUGUUGAGGUGGACGGUAAGUCCUACCUGAUCUUAGCCAGUCGCUCUCAGUCACCAAUCAUCUACCUGUGGAACAGGAGUACCUUAAAGUUUAUACUUCAUAGUGAAAUCACAAACGUUGAUGAUGUAGUGGCUGUCAAAGCUUUCCGGGUGGAGGGUGACUUGUAUCUGGCCAUGGCUUGCUACAUCGGUGACUCCAAAGUCCUCAAGUGGACCAACAAGCAGUUCAUUGACGUGCUGCCUCUUCCCUCUCGAGGGGCGAUGAUCCUCCAGCCGUUCACCUUCGCAGACAGGCACUAUCUUGCUCUUGGCAGCGAUUACUCUUUCACACAGAUCUACCUCUGGGAUACAGAGUCAAAAACAUUUCACAAGUUCAAGGACAUUUACGUGCAGUCACCCCGGUCAUUUACUGUGGUGACCACUGACCGAAGGAGUUUUAUUUUCUCCUCCAGCUUCAAGGGGAAAUCGAUGGUCUUUGAGCAUAUAUUUGUAGAUUUAAGCUUAUAAUAACUACAAAAGCAGUACUGAUCAAAAUAUACAGUGCUUAAAAAAAAUUAUGAGACCAUUGUAAAUGCUGGCGGAUUAACCUUGCAGAAACAUUUAAAAAUGACUUGGCAAUUACCAGUACUGAUAAUUUAGGACAGCUGUGGGAUGAACCUCAUGGUGGUGGUCAAAUAAAUUUGUUAAGUACUGCAUGUUGGUUAGUCGCUUCAUAAUGAGUGUAUGCUGUCAAAGAAGUGUCAAAUGCUGUGUAUUGUACUUAUGCAACUAGACUUAUCGUUCUUGGUUUGAAACUAAAUUUAAUCAAGUUUUCUGCAAAUAAUGUGAUAUGGAUUCAGAAAAUUAUGAAGGCUAGGUUAAUGUUACACCAAAGUAACUAAAGGCUGACAGAAAUAUAAUAUGACAAUGCAACUGCAUUAAGAAAAUGUUAUGGCAAUACCAAUGCAUCCUUAAAAAGGCUUGGCUUUUAUCAUAAUUCUGUCAAGCCAACAAGCCAGACACUGUCCACACUAGCCAAAGAUAUCACAGACUAUUACCCUCCUGCGCUACACAGGAAGUUAGUGAGAAGCGUGACCAUUUACACCCUACAGCUGAUGGUGUAGCUGUGCAAGCAAAACAAACUUUGUAUGUCACGUCAAAAUGAACACUGGCAAAAGCAAAUCAUGUUGUAUGGUGUUGUAUACUCUGUUUAAUUUGCCAUGUCUGAAGGAAAAAAUGACCACCGUUAUCGACAUUGGUAUUGCACAGAUGUCACGGUUUUUGUAGUUUCAAAAAAAUUACAAAAACUGUGACAUGUAGCCCUCAAAAUUUUGGUAUUUGAAAAAAGUGUGCAUUUUUGAGGGUUUACGCUUGGAAGUAAAAUGCUGAAUGUUAGUCAGAAAGUCAUGGGGAGUAAAAAAAUGGACACUUUCUCUGAGAAGCCAUCAAAAAUUUUGAAGCCAUUUCAUUGCAGUAAGUGUUAUGACUGCAAAGAUAAAAGUGCAUGAUGCACAGUUUUCUUCCUUACCUGAAAACAGAAUAUCCAUCCAUCCAUCUUCUUCCGCUUUAUCCGGGGCCG
Haplochromis burtoni (Burton's mouthbrooder) is the source of this 2947-nucleotide messenger RNA. Its product is annotated as leucine-rich repeat LGI family member 2. The record is from RefSeq and is a predicted model, not a curated record. The coding region runs from base 265 to 1896 and encodes 543 amino acids. Gene Ontology annotation, molecular function: protein binding. Gene Ontology annotation, biological process: inhibitory synapse assembly. The transcript has 8 exons. NCBI's taxonomy places the organism in Eukaryota, Metazoa, Chordata, Actinopteri, Cichliformes, Cichlidae.